Messenger RNA from Trichosurus vulpecula (common brushtail), 3386 nucleotides. It is a transcript of the gene IGF2BP3, whose product is annotated as insulin like growth factor 2 mRNA binding protein 3. Gene Ontology annotation, biological process: regulation of gene expression; nervous system development. Gene Ontology annotation, cellular component: nucleus; cytoplasm; cytosol. NCBI's taxonomy places the organism in Eukaryota, Metazoa, Chordata, Mammalia, Diprotodontia, Phalangeridae. The transcript has 15 exons. The record is from RefSeq and is a predicted model, not a curated record. Gene Ontology annotation, molecular function: mRNA 3'-UTR binding. The coding region runs from base 1 to 1746 and encodes 581 amino acids.
AUGAACAAGCUGUAUAUCGGCAACCUGAGUGACAGCGUGAGCCCAGUGGAUCUGGAGAGUGUCUUUAACGACUCCAAGAUCCCUUACACCGGCUCUUUCCUGGUGAAAGCGGGCUAUGCGUUCGUGGACUGCCCCGACGAAAACUGGGCGAUGAAGGCCAUCGAAACCCUAUCAGGUAAAGUGGAGGUACACGGAAAGCUCAUCGAGGUGGAGCACUCGGUCCCGAAGAGGCAGAGGAGCCGUAAGAUCCAAAUUCGAAACAUCCCGCCUCAUCUUCAGUGGGAGGUGCUGGAUAGCGUCUUGGCUCAGUAUGGGUCGGUGGAGAAUUGUGAGCAAGUGAACACUGAUACUGAGACUGCUGUGGUCAAUGUAACCUACAGCUGCAAGGAGCAGGCGCGACUUGCGAUUGAGAAGCUGAAUGGCUUUCAGCUAGAGGGGUACGCCCUGAAAGUUGCCUACAUCCCGGAUGAGUCGGCCGAUGCACCUGCGCCAAACUCUCCAGUCAUGCCAACCCGCCGUGGUUAUGGUCAUCGGGGACCGCAGCGACAGGGAUCCCCAGGAGGAGCCGCAGGGCAGAACCACCAGAAUGAUAUUCCUCUUCGUAUGCUGGUCCCAACUCAAUUUGUGGGAGCGAUUAUUGGGAAAGAAGGUGCCACCAUUCGGAACAUCACCAAGCAAACCCAGUCUAAGAUUGAUAUUCACCGCAAGGAAAAUGCGGGUGCGUCUGAGAAGCCCAUUACCAUCCAUGCUUCUCCUGAAGGCUGUUCAACUGCUUGCAAGAUUAUCAUGGAGAUCAUGCAGAAGGAAGCCCAGGAUACGAAAUUCACCGACGAAAUUCCUUUGAAGAUUUUGGCUCAUAACAACUUUGUUGGCCGACUGAUUGGGAAGGAAGGAAGGAACCUGAAGAAAAUCGAGCAGGAUACUGAUACUAAGAUCACCAUCUCGCCGCUGCAGGAGUUGACCCUGUAUAAUCCGGAGCGUACCAUCACCGUUAAAGGUAGCAUUGAGACUUGUGGCAAGGCCGAGGAGGAGAUCAUGAAGAAAAUAAGGGAGUCUUAUGAGAGUGAUCUCAGUGCUAUGAAUGUGAGUUCUGAAAUACUGGAGGUGAUUAAGACUUUUUUUUCUCCCUUCCCUUUUUUUCUUUUCUGCAUACACCGUCACUCUCAUCCUGAAAUGGAGACCGUUCAUCUGUUCAUCCCCGCCAUGGCUGUGGGAGCCAUCAUUGGCAAGAUGGGCCAGCAUAUCAAGCAGCUCUCUCGUUUUGCUGGAGCUUCUAUCAAGAUUGCCCCACCUGAGACCCCUGAUGCCAAGGAGAGGAUGGUGAUCAUCACUGGACCCCCUGAGGCCCAAUUUAAGGCUCAGGGACGGAUCUAUGGAAAGCUCAAGGAGGAGAACUUCUUUGGCCCCAAGGAGGAGGUAAAGCUGGAGGCCCAGAUUAAAGUGCCCUCAUCUGCCGCCGGGAGAGUCAUCGGCAAAGGAGGAAAGACGGUGAACGAGCUGCAGAAUCUGACCAGCGCUGAGGUGGUGGUUCCUCGUGAUCAGAUUCCUGAUGAGAAUGACGAGGUGAUUGUGAAGAUCACUGGCCAUUUCUACGCGUGCCAGCUCGCCCAGAGAAAAAUCCAAGAGAUUCUGGCCCAGGUUAAGAGGCAGCAGCAAAUGCAGCAGAAGAAUGCCAAUUCUGCCGCUGCAGCUGGUGGCAGUGGUGCCGCUGGGCCAAGCGGCCAGUCUCAGCUCAGGCGGAAAUAGAGAGGUUAAGGAAACGGCCCAUCUCAACAAAAGAUGCCAAACCAAAGACGAGACUAAAUAUAAUAGAUGGGUGAGGAAACACCUAUCCCUAAAUCACAAUUAGAAGUCCCACCUACCCAAAAGCUUAUUUGAAGACCAGGCAAAUUUUGAAUUCGUGUUUUAAAAAAAUUUCUAUGUAAUGUCCUCUCAAGUUUCCGGAACCUGGCUUUAAAGGAACCAACAAGAAGAAGGAAACAGCAACACCAACAAGAACAAGAAAAUUAAGAGUCAUUUCCCUUGUGUUCUAUUCUUGAAAUUUGUUGUAAAGUGACUUGAUGUUUAUUGUCCUUGAUAUUCUCUUACCAUUUUAGAAGUUGGUUGAAUUAAGCUUUGUGUUCUCACCUUACCAACUUGAACAGAGAGAAAGAAAGGCAUUGCUCCUUAUCCAUUGCUCAUGAAAAUAAGCCGGUGGUAUGAUUGGUGGACUAGAAUUAUAUCCAGUAAAUUGUCAACAAGUAUAAUUAAACAUUAGAUGUAUGUACCCCAAGCCAGUGGCAUUUUUUAAAAAUUUGGUUGCAUUUUUACUAAGGGAAAUGUUGAGUGUGUUGGCCAGGGCGUGGAAAGAAUAUGCAUUUUACAAAACUACCUCAAGCGUAGAGAGCACUUAAAAAAAAAAAAAAAAAAACAAAAAACCAAAAAAAAAAAAAAAAAAGCAAAAAACAAACAAAAAAAAAUCUUUCUUUUCUUUUGGCAAUCUGUACGUUUGAUAAAACAAGUAGUCCCAGAACUUUUUUUUUUUAAACAAAGCAGAUUUAAAAUCUGAUUGGCCAACAGAAACAAGAUGAGAUAAUUGGGCAAAGAGCACAUAGUGCUUUGAGCUGGUGGUUGAUGGGAAUAAAAUUGGAAAACAAAAACUCAGGCCUUCUAAGGCUUUUGCCACCAAAAUUUGCCAAAUUUAGUCAAUGUCCUGUGAUCCUGAACAAUGCCAAUAGGAGAGCAGCAAUGCCACUUGUGUUUUUCCUUUUCAAAUGGGCUUUAAAAGAAAUGGUCCUCUUGUGGGGAACAGAACCAGGAAGUGAUGGCGAGAUGCUGGGGGUGUGGGGGAUCGAGCUGAACCAGGAGACUGGACUGUUUGCGCUCCUUGAUUAGAUGCAUGAAUCCUUUGUGCCUCUGACCAUCAAUGCCUAAAGAAACAAUGCUUCAGUGCAGAUCAUUGCAGUCCAUGCGGACGUCCAUUGUGUUCAAAGAGCAAGCUUCCUCUUCAGUUUUGUAGGCCAUGUGAUCUGUUGGGCCAUUUCUAAUGCUUGUCAUGCUUUUAGAUGAUCACCACAACCAGGGAGGGGCAGGAAAGGUCAAAGAUAUGACCAUAUUUAAAGAAAAGCAAAGGCUACAUACCCAGCCACUGUCAUGGGCCACACUAAACCACCUGGAAAGUCUAAAAAUGAGCUAAACAAGGAAAAAAACCCCAAAAGUGUUAAAAAAAAAAAAGCCACCUAAAAUAAAGCCUCCUAGACUGGCUUAAAGAUAAAAUAGAAGCAGGAUUUAUACACAGUCUGCAACCAACCAGCUGAAAAUAAAUUAGUCAAAAGACAGGGAUGUAGGAAAACUAAAUUUCUCUCCAAUUUCAAAAUGUAAUUUGAAAAAAAAAAAAUGAUUGUGCU